This is a messenger RNA of Odontomachus brunneus, 2552 nucleotides long. RefSeq names its product coatomer subunit epsilon (gene epsilonCOP). The transcript is spliced from 3 exons. The record is from RefSeq and is a predicted model, not a curated record. Gene Ontology annotation, biological process: endoplasmic reticulum to Golgi vesicle-mediated transport; retrograde vesicle-mediated transport, Golgi to endoplasmic reticulum; intra-Golgi vesicle-mediated transport. Lineage: Eukaryota; Metazoa; Arthropoda; Insecta; Hymenoptera; Formicidae. Gene Ontology annotation, molecular function: protein binding; structural molecule activity. Bases 45 to 944 code for a protein of 299 amino acids. Gene Ontology annotation, cellular component: COPI vesicle coat.
UAAAAAAAAUCUAGAUUGGCGCUGAAGUGACCAGAAGUGACAAGAUGGCACGUCAGCAGCAGGACAUCGACGAACUUUUUGACGUUAGAAAUCAUUUUUACAUCGGUAAUUAUCAGCAAUGUAUCAACGAGGCACAGAAGAUCAAGCCAUCCUCACCAGAAGUGACAAUGGAGCGAAAUGUAUUCCUUUAUCGCGCCUAUAUAGCGCAAAGGAAGUUUCGCGUGGUGUUAGAUGAGAUCAAUAAUGCAUCUCCACCAGACUUGCAGCCAUUAAAGACCUUAGCCGACUACUUCGCCAAUCCUCAUCGUCGGGAAGCCAUAGUAGCUGAGCUAGAUAAAGCAGCCGAUCAUUCAAAUUUAGAUAAUCAUAAUUUCCUGAUCGUGGCCGCGACCAUUUACUAUCACGAGAAAAACCUGGAGGCUGCUCUCAGAAUAUUGCACGAUGUGGAUCACUUGGAGUGCAUGGCACUGACGUUGCAGAUAUAUCUCAAGAUGGACCGUUUGGACCUAGCUCGCAAGGAGCUCAAGGCGAUGCAGGAAAAGGACGACGACGCUACCUUAACUCAACUUGCUCAGGCGUGGUUAAACAUAACUAGUGGCGGUGACAAGCUGCAAGACGCCUAUUACAUCUUCCAAGAAAUGAUCGACAAGCAUUCGAGUACGAGCAUGUUGCUGAACGGGCAGGCUACUUGCUUCAUUGGACAAGCUAAAUACGAGGAGGCGGAGGCCGCCUUGCAGGAGGCUCUCGACAAGGAUAGUAAUAAUCCAGAUACGUUAAUCAACAUGAUCGUUCUUUCCCAACACAUGGGGAAACCGCCGGAAGUGGCGAAUCGUUAUUUGAGCCAGUUGAAAGAUUCCCAUUUAGAACAUCCCUUCGUCAAGGAGUACUUGCAGAAGGAGAUAGAAUUUCACAGGCUCAAAAAGCAGUAUUCUUCCUCCGCCUGAGUGUUUCUCAGUAGAUUAUGGCAUUCCAUGGGAUAAGGAUCGAUAGAACUCGCGUGUCGAUUGUAUGGACAGAUCUAAGCGUGGCUUGCAAGCGAGAUUGAUUCCAGUGAUCUGAAGGCCUCCCGAUGAACAAAGCUUGUCUAGUUCAGCUAGAAAAUCUUCUGAAUAUCUAAAUCGAUACGAUAUAACUAUGCAGUGCGUUUUGAGCUUAGCGCAGUUUAAUUGUUGACAAUACGCACUUCUGUUAUGAAGUUUCUCUUUUGUCGAGAGCGGUGGCGCGUCCACGCGACAUUAGCUUAUAGGCCUUUGAACACGAUAUACAGCUUUCACGACGAUAACACGCAUAUAUUGAACUCCAAACAUUCUAACGAUUUCUCGCAGAGUAGAAAACAGUGAUGAUUCUUCUCUAUAUAGAUUAUCUCCAUCUUCGCGUAUGUAUGCAUGUUACUCUCGAAUUGAGACACUUUGUUUUCUUUCCCUUUGUUUUUUCGUUGAAGUAGUUACGCUGACAGGAAAUAGAGACAUAGGAAAAAAUUGCAUUUGGGCGAUGGGGACGUUCGAAAUCGUAAGAUCGGAGCCGUGCUAAUUACACGACUGACAAAAUCACGACCUCUAAUUCACUUUAUCUUAAUGUUAUAUAUACAUCAUAAUCACACAAAAGUAUGGCUGCCAUUUUAUAAAAUCAUAAGUUAUAAAUGAAACUAAAUAAAACGUUAGUUUCACGUGCAAUCGUCUCCCUUAUAUUGAUAUUCGUAUUACUGACUUAAAGAUGUAUAAAUAAGUGAAAUAUUGAAAUAAAAUAUUUCAUACAAUUAUGAACAUACAAACCGCAACAUGUCUUUCUGCAUUUCUCAAAAUACCUUGAUAUUUGUAGGUACUUGAUGAAAAUUAUUUUGUCGUCAAUGUUGAUAAAGGUUUACUCAUUAAUUUCUAUUAAUUUUUAUGAACAGAACUUCGAUUUUUACUGUAAAGAAAAAAUUAACUUUGAAUUCCCUAUAAAAUGAACUUUCGCAAAUUUCCUUUUUUUAACACAGACGAACUUGUACAAGUAACUGGGUAUGUUUGAGGAUUUAGUAUAAAAUGAGCCAUUAAUUUUGAGUGAGCAACGUAAGUCAUACUUUACAAUAAGUGACAAUACUAAUGAGAGAUCGUGCAAUCAGGGAUUUGAAGUAAAAUUUCAACAAACUGUCUCUUUGUGUAAUUUCCAAAAUUAAUGGCAUAAAUAACAUACACACAGGCAGACAUGUGUAAAACAAUUUAAUUCGUUUUAUUGGUGGCGGUGGGUCUUAAAGAACCGUACUAUAUGCAACAGAGCACACUGAUUUUACAACACAACAAGUGUCAAACUGUACAUAAAACAAAACCAUUCUUGUAUUAAAUCUUGUCUGUGUAUGUAAAUGUGUUCGGUAGAGUUUAUAUACAUAAAAUUAUAUUAUUUCUGGGUAUAUUUAACGUACGAAGCAUAUAUCAGUUAUAAUUACGAUUAAUAGAGUAAGACCAAAGUGUAUGUAUACAUCGUUAAAUUAAUGUUAAUCAAAGGCUGGAUGUAUUGAGUCUACGUGAUAUGACUCUCUUAUUUAAGUUAUUAAAAAAAUAUCCAUUAUAUAA